Molecule: messenger RNA, 390 nt
Organism: Trichoderma citrinoviride
Lineage: Eukaryota; Fungi; Ascomycota; Sordariomycetes; Hypocreales; Hypocreaceae
Product: transcriptional coactivator/pterin dehydratase
Exons: 3
Coding region: 1-390 (129 amino acids)
Biological process (GO): tetrahydrobiopterin biosynthetic process
Molecular function (GO): 4-alpha-hydroxytetrahydrobiopterin dehydratase activity
Source: RefSeq, a predicted model, not a curated record
AUGUCUUCUUCUCAAACGCCCAAGCCGGACACCCUCCUCGUGUCCAACGGCGGGAGGUGGACGCUGACGGCCGAUGGGGAGGCGUUGGAGCGGAGUUUCAAGUUUAAGAACUUUGCAAAGACUUGGGAUUUCAUGACGGCCGUUUCGCUGCAGUGCAAGAUCUGGAAUCAUCAUCCCGAGUGGUCCAACGUCUACAACACGACAUUCAUACGCUGGACAACACACGUCCCCAAGGGCCUGUCAGAAAAAGACAUCAGUCUCGCCUCCAUCUGCGACUCCCUGGCUAAAGAUUUUGGUGAGCUGGAUCCCGAGCCGGAGCAGGCGAGUUGUGAGAUGAGGAGUUUGGCGGACGAGGUUGUCAAGGAUGGGAAUUGCUGUGUGAAGAAGUAG